Dendronephthya gigantea is the source of this 2738-nucleotide messenger RNA. RefSeq lists its product as uncharacterized. The record is from RefSeq and is a predicted model, not a curated record. The transcript has 7 exons. The coding region runs from base 160 to 2628 and encodes 822 amino acids. NCBI's taxonomy places the organism in Eukaryota, Metazoa, Cnidaria, Anthozoa, Malacalcyonacea, Nephtheidae.
CUUUCCUUACAAGUGCUCAUAACUUUAUGAUUACUUUUCUUUAUAAUUUGCGAGCAAUAAUCCCGAGACAUACACGAGAAUGUCAACACAUCUGAUCGCAUGAGUAAAUUCUUAAGUCAUAUUAAAAAGGGAUGAGAACUUAAGAUGACGUAUCGUUGAAUGAUAACCUCGUAUAUUUUGACUCAUCACCAUACAUCGUUCGUUAUUCUCUUGAAACACGUUGAAACACUGACUACAUCAAACAGGAUGAAAUCGACACGUUACAUCGCCAUUUUUAUAUCGUUUGGAGUUUGUUUAUGUAUUUUGGGAACAGGUCUCAUCAUUGCUGGAGCGAUCUCCUUCAAGAAAUGCGAAAACGACGACGUAGAAAAUGGUCGCACCACAACUGAGCCUCGGACUGAUCCAGCAACUGAAGGACCACAAAUACCUCAGUCACAGAGUGGACGAUGUGAUGCGAGUAUCGAAUCAUUGCGCAUUGACCUCUACGAAACUCUGGAAUACGUAAUGGACGAGUAUUAUUCAUUGUAUCCAAAUAGGGUGAUUUGGCACAUGCUUGCUGAAGGCGAUGAUCUCAAGGCUUUUCGCCCGUACAAUUGUUCGCCAGCCGCUCUGAAGUACAGAACCGAUAGAUCAAAAGAACUGUACAACGAUGUCUUGAAAUUGCGAAAUGAAACCAAAGAAGCCAACCUCAAACCACGAGAAUUGAAAUCCUUGAUUCAACUGUUGCACUUCUUGAAGAGUGGUUUUGGUCAACCAUAUGGAGAGAAUUAUUAUGCUGGUGAUUGGAUGAUGGGUCCAAGUCGUUUCUGUACUGAAUCCAUUUGCAAGAUUGGGGAUGAUUUGUAUUACCAUUUUAAUACAAAGGCUUGGUCAUGGCAGCCGAGCAGAUACGAGGACCUCGUUUACAUUAUAGAGCAACUGCGUGCUCACAAACCUUUGAUUGAACAAUAUAUAUCCAACAUGAAAUACGGAAUAGCAGCAGGAAUGCUACGGUCAGUGGAGCAGUGUGAUGUUGGAUACUAUUCCUUGCUCAAUAAGUUCCAAAAAGUUUCAACUUUGGGCAAGAGAGGAAUACUGCAAGAAAAGUUUACCAAAGAUCUUCGUAGGGCGACAUAUUAUAAAUCUCUAAAUCAAGACGACAGACAAAAGUGGUUUAAAAACUUUGGUGAAGAAAUAGAAGAUACUGUAAACGCUACAUUAGUCGAGUACUUUGGGAGACCUUUGGUUGAGCUGUUCCAUUUUUUAAAACACGAAUAUCGAGUAUAUUGUGUGAAUAGCAGCGUAUCGAGCGGUCUGGCUAACUUGCCUUUGAAAUAUAUUUACAUCAACGGUAGCAAGACAUCAAACAAAACCUUGCAAAAACUACCAUUUAGUGAAAAGCUAGAUGGGAAGAAAUCAUACGAAAGUACGUUGUAUUAUUUCACCACGUCUGAAGAUAUCACUCCUGAACAAAUCCAUGAACUGGGUAAACAGAAAUUGAAAAUACUUUAUCGUGAAGCUGUAAAGCUGGCUGAGAACAUGACAGGCAGAUUUGACCAGGAAGCCAUGAAAAAUUUCAAGAAUAUUUUAGAUGAUAGAUCAAGUUUUUUCAACGACGCACGUUUUCCCAACAACGAAUCAAAUGAAUUCGCAUUCUCAAAAUGUACGAGCUUGAAAAAAGCCAAAAUCUACUGUCCGCAGCGAUACGAGGCUUUCAAAAAAUGGUCAGCAUUUGUAAGAGAAAUCUUGAGUUUUCUGGAACCAAAGACGAUCGAUAUGUUCCACUUUACUGACGAGAAACGAACAACCCCGAAUUGCCCUCUAAAGGUUGUGCCAAAUUUCAACCCGAAGAUAGCAUCGCAUAGUUUUGUGCUUGCUGGGCAUUCCUGCGAGUACCCAUGUCGGUAUAGAUUACCAUUCUUCAUGGAUAACCUGGGACCGAAAUACAACGCGUUCUCUGUGGCUGGUCAUGAAGGAAGGCCUGGGCACCACACACAGCUUCAAGGAAAUGCAGAGAAUUUUAAUGAUGAUUGUCAAGAUGUAAUAUCCUGGCUUAACUCUGCUGUGCACUACCCAUCGUUUUCUGAAGGAUGGGCUCUGUACGCAGAAUAUCCUCUGCUUGCUUUGGAAACAGACACCUACGAAAAUAAUGCACUACAAAAAUACGGCAUGUUAAAGUGGCAGAUAUGGAGAGCCAUUAGGUUGAUUGUAGAUACGGGCUUGCAUUACACAGGAAUGAAAAGGCAGAAAGCUCUUAAAUACUUCGCUGAAUUUGCGUGGGACAGAUCGGAUAAAGCAACCAAAGACGUGACGAGGUAUCAGAGUAACCCUGGCCAGGCAGUUACAUAUAUGAUUGGACAGUUGGAGAUAAUGAACUUACGCAAUCUCACAAAACAAAAAUUGGAAGAAGCAGGGAAAACGUUUAGUGAAAAAGACUUUCACUUUCAGGUGUUAAGUCAAGGAACGAGUCCGAUGGAAUACCUUAAGAUACAUAUCCAUAAAUACAUCGAUUGUGUUGUAAAGGACUCUAGUAAUUGCGAUGAGUUAGCAACUGGUAUCAAAGAAAAAAUAUUCCUCAGAAGAAGAUACGUUCAAAAGAAGUUAUAUCCAGUUCUGAAUUAUAGAGAUCAACUUGAACAAUUUGAUUAGUAUUCGCUUAACAAGAUUGAUGUAAUAUAUAUCAAAAAAAUUGAUUAUCAUCUAUGCAAACUGAUGACUUUGAAACACACAAGACAGUUCAAAAAUUGAUUGAGAAAAAU